AGCCAUCCGGGAGCGAGGCGGCCUGUCCCCGCCAGCGCCCGCCUAUCUCCACACUGCGGCGAUGGCGGCCGGUGCCGUCUUCCGCCUGCUGGUCGCCAGCCUGCUGGCGACCGCCUCGAGGGGCCUCGGCGAGAAGAGCUGCCUCGGCGAGGAAAACUGCUAUGCCGUGGCAGAGGAGGAGGUCGCAGAGCUGGCAACGCCCCUCCUGCAGACGGGCAGGGCGAGGCAGGCGCAGCCCUCUGCAGACGCUGCCGCCGUCGUGCAGGCGCCGACGGCCCCAGAAUCUGCCGCUGGGCCCGUCAACGCCUCUAUGCAGAGAGUUGCUUCCGAUCACACCUGCAUCACCAAAAAUUGCGAGUGCGACGACACCGUGACCUGCUGCUACGGGACAAGCUGCAGACAGGGCUGGGGCGGCGUCGAUCGGUGCCUGUUCGACAGCGACCCGACAGACGUUUCGGCCCAGGACCCGGAGAAGUGCGUGUGCAGCCCGCCCGCCGGCUACGGGAUGGGCAGCGCGAACAACGCGAGCAGCGCGUGAGGGCCGCGUCCUGGCCACGUCGGCUCUCUCUCCAGGCUCAAGCCCCCACAGCGCAGGCUCUCCGAGUGGGCACGUCGGCGGGCCCACGCGCCCUCGGAGCGCGGCGGGACCGCCAUGGGGGAGCGCGCCGCGCCCGGCCGUGAGGCCGCCCGUCGCACGCUCCUCCGGGCACCGAUGGCUCAGCCGUCGGGACCCUGCGUUGAACCCUGCGUGAUCGAGGCAGCGCCUCUCUCCGUGGCGUUGCUGCCAACCCGUCCGAGCUUUUCCCAACUGGCUAUUCGAUGCACCGUGCCCCAGACCCAGCACGGCGGAUCCGCGGCCGCCGUCUCGAGACAG
Prorocentrum cordatum is the source of this 874-nucleotide messenger RNA. The record is from the annotation of a GenBank genome assembly. NCBI's taxonomy places the organism in Eukaryota, Dinophyceae, Prorocentrales, Prorocentraceae.